GCUGCCAGGGAGGCCGGGGCGCAGAGCCCAGCCAGCUUCUCCUCCGUGGGCCAGGGGAACCCCUUGAUCCCAGCUCCCUGAUCUUUCAGCUGGAAGCCUCUGUCUGCUGGCCUGCCCUACUGCGGGUGGCCCAGGACAGAGGGAAGAGGAUGGUGGAGAUGAGUAACCCGAAGCCCCAGGAGGAGACAUCUCGUGCCCAAGGGCACUUCUAGCACAGCCAGCAUCAAACCAGGCCUGCAGGCAGGAGCCCACGUCUGCGCCCUCACCACACUGAGAGCCUGGCGCCAUGUUUGGGAAGAAGAAGAAGCGGGUCGAGAUCUCGGCACCGUCUAACUUCGAGCACCGCGUGCACACGGGCUUCGACCAGCACGAGCAGAAGUUCACGGGGCUGCCCCGCCAGUGGCAGAGCCUGAUCGAGGAGUCAGCUCGCCGGCCCAAGCCCCUCGUUGACCCCGCCUGCAUCACCUCCAUCCAGCCCGGGGCCCCCAAGACCAUCGUGCGGGGCAGCAAAGGCGCCAAGGAUGGGGCCCUCACGCUGCUGCUCGACGAGUUUGAGAACAUGUCGGUGACGCGCUCCAACUCCCUGCGGAGAGACAGCCCGCCGCCACCCGCCCGUGCCCGCCAGGAAAACGGGAUGCCCGUGGAGCAGGCCGCCACGGCCAGAGGGGGCCCAGAGAAGGCGGGCGGUCAAGGCCGGGUCGCCGGUCGCAGCGAGGCGGGUGGCAGCAGUGGAGACAGGCGGCGGGUGGGGCCGGACAAGAGGCCCAAGUCUUCCAGGGAGGGCUCAGGGGGGCCCCAGGAGUCCUCCCGGGACAAGCGCCCCCUCUCUGGGCCCGACGUCGGCACCCCCCACCAGCCUGCCGGUCUGGCCAGCGGGGCGAAAGUGGCAGCUGGCCGGCCCUUUAACACGUACCCGCGGGCCGACACGGACCACCCAUCCCGGGGCGCCCAGGGGGAGCCUCACAACGUGGCCCCCAAUGGGCCAUCGGUGGGGGGCCUGGCUAUCCCCCAGUCCUCCGCCUCCCGGCCCCCCGCUCGAGCCCACGGCCCCCCCAGCCCUGGAGUGCUGGGCCCCCACGCCUCCGAGCCCCAGCUGGCCCCUCCAGCCCGCACCCUCGCCGCACCCCCUGCACCCCCUGCCCCUGGACCCCCUGGACCCCGCUCGCCACAGCGGGAACCCCAGCGAGUGUCCCACGAGCAGUUCCGGGCUGCCCUCCAACUGGUGGUGGACCCCGGCGACCCUCGCUCCUACCUGGACAACUUCAUCAAGAUCGGCGAGGGCUCCACGGGCGUCGUGUGCAUUGCCACCGUGCGCAGCUCGGGCAGGCUGGUGGCCGUCAAGAAGAUGGACCUGCGCAAGCAGCAGAGGCGCGAGCUGCUCUUCAAUGAGGUGGUGAUCAUGAGGGACUACCAGCAUGAGAACGUGGUGGAGAUGUACAACAGCUACCUGGUCGGGGACGAGCUCUGGGUGGUGAUGGAGUUCCUGGAGGGAGGCGCCCUCACCGACAUCGUCACCCACACCAGGAUGAACGAGGAGCAGAUCGCCGCCGUGUGCCUGGCCGUGCUGCAGGCCUUGUCCGUGCUCCACGCCCAGGGGGUCAUCCACCGGGACAUCAAGAGCGACUCCAUCCUGCUGACCCACGAUGGCAGGGUGAAGCUGUCGGACUUUGGGUUCUGUGCCCAGGUGAGCAAGGAGGUGCCGCGGAGGAAGUCCCUGGUCGGCACGCCCUACUGGAUGGCCCCGGAGCUCAUCUCCCGCCUCCCCUACGGGCCAGAGGUGGACAUCUGGUCUCUGGGGGUGAUGGUGAUCGAGAUGGUGGAUGGGGAGCCCCCCUACUUCAAUGAGCCACCCCUCAAAGCCAUGAAGAUGAUUCGGGACAACCUGCCACCCCGACUGAAGAACCUGCACAAGGUGUCGCCAUCCCUGAAGGGCUUCCUGGACCGCCUGCUAGUGCGUGACCCAGCACAGCGGGCCACGGCGGCUGAGCUGCUCAAGCACCCAUUCCUGGCCAAAGCGGGCCCGCCCGCCAGCAUCGUGCCCCUCAUGCGCCAGAACCGCACCAGAUGAGGCCCAGCGCCCUGACCCUGAACCAAAGAGCCCCUUGGGUCACCCCUGCCCUGCCAGAGGCCAGUGGAGGGCCGGCCCCUGCCCCUCCCAGCCCAGGAGACACUCUGUAUGGCACUGCCCUCCUUGCUGGGGGAUGUGUGCAGGACCCUACUACUGAACUGCCGUUUUGAUUUUGUGACUUUUAAAAAAACGCAGGGACUUGUGGGAGCACACGGGGCUCCCAGGACCCACCAAUCCUCUGGGACAGGCCCGCCCCAGUGUUGUCCUGUCUCCAGGAAGGACGGGAGGCCUUCCCAUCACUGGAAAUCUGCAGUGGGGGCCGCCAGGGGUGGAGACAACACUACAAAAGAGGUGUGUGUGUGUGUGUGUGUGCGCGCGCGUGUGUGUGUACACGCAUGUGUGCAUGUAGGAGACAACACUACGAAAGAGGUGUGUGUGUGUGUGUGCGCGCGUGUGUGUACACGCAUGUGUGCAUGUAGAAGGUCCAGCAGCCUGAGAGUGCGUGUCUCUGAGACCUCGCCUGAUCCACAGCCCCUCCCCCCUGAGCCAUUGCGGGGGUCGAUCAUGAAUGUCUGAAGAGUGGCCUUUUUCCUUUGCCCCACACCCCCUCUGUGGCUGCAUGCAGAGACAGGGGUCAGGGCUUCCCACCCACCCCCAGCCUCUGCAGAACAUGACUACUGCACCUGGAACAGCCUCCUCUUUUCUAGAAGUCUAUUUAUAUUGUCAUUUUAUAACACUCUAGCCCCCAUCUGGGGACAGAUGGUCCCUGUUCCGCGGGGUGGCACCGGGGACAGGACCACUGCUUGAAGAAUCAGGUUCCUGCCCCCUCAUCGCGGCCCCGCCCGCCCCUCCCUCAACUUAGUUUUACAAUUA
Physeter macrocephalus (sperm whale) is the source of this 2941-nucleotide messenger RNA. RefSeq names its product p21 (RAC1) activated kinase 4 (gene PAK4). NCBI's taxonomy places the organism in Eukaryota, Metazoa, Chordata, Mammalia, Artiodactyla, Physeteridae. The transcript has 10 exons. Bases 287 to 2068 code for a protein of 593 amino acids. Gene Ontology annotation, biological process: protein phosphorylation; regulation of MAPK cascade; intracellular signal transduction. Gene Ontology annotation, cellular component: cytoplasm. Gene Ontology annotation, molecular function: ATP binding; protein serine/threonine kinase activity. The record is from RefSeq and is a predicted model, not a curated record.